Molecule: messenger RNA, 1071 nt
Organism: Mixia osmundae IAM 14324
Lineage: Eukaryota; Fungi; Basidiomycota; Mixiomycetes; Mixiales; Mixiaceae
Exons: 3
Coding region: 1-1071 (356 amino acids)
Biological process (GO): superoxide metabolic process
Molecular function (GO): superoxide dismutase activity; metal ion binding
Source: RefSeq, a predicted model, not a curated record
AUGCAGAGACAGGCCAGCACGAGCAGGCUGACGGCGGUGUGUGCGUCAGCAUGUACGGCCACAAGGCGGCCAGCAGCAGAGCUAGCCCUGCCAGCGCGCACCAGACGGCCAUACAGUAGCCCUGCGAGGACAGCAGGAGGAGCAGCUCCAAGAUCCGCCCUUGCUCGUCCUUCCCUACCCUCUCCGGCUCAGCCGAGGACAGAGCGACGGGCGCUCCACAGACGGAGGCCGCUCACGUACGAUCUCGAUCAAGACCUGGGCAGCUUCAUGUCGAGUCGCACGCUCAAGAUGCUCGCCGUCGAUUUCCAAGAUGGACUGCUUCACCGUCUGAACGAUCAGGUCAGAGGCACGCCCCUCGAGAAUGCGACCGUGUUCAGCACCGUCACUCGCACGGCCGGCGACCGCAAUCAGAUCCUCGCCUUCAACCUGGCAUCCGAAGCGCUCAACAACAACUUCUUCCUGCAUCACUUUACGAGCGAGGAGAGGAGUAAGGAGCGCACACCCGCGCUCGACACUGCGCUCGCCGCCCAAUUCGGCGACUUCACUGCCUUCAAGAACAAGUUCUCAUCUGCCGCCAUGGGCAUGCAUGGCACCGGCUACAUCUGGCUCGUCAUCGACGGCGUCGACCAGAUGGGCAUCCUUGCUACCUAUGGCUCAGGCACCGUGCUCGUCCAGGGCGCCGAACAGCGAGGCUACUUUCACGAGAUCCUCGGCGAGUCUGUCGCGCGAGGGACGGCGGUCGAAGCACCGCCUUCCGAUACCGCAGCCGGUCCUGCCGUCGCAUCGUCGGCAUCUGCCACAAACGCAAGGCCGACCCGUCCAGGCGAACGCGCUUUCUCCACGAGCGCCAGACAGCAAUACGAGCUCGCGGGUGGGCUGGAAGUCACCAAACUGGGUCGAGUGGGCAGUGAGCUCGCCCCUCUGCUCUGUCUGAGCGUGCACGAGCGGUCCUGGCUCUUCGACCACGGCGUCUGGGGGAAGGAGGACUACAUCCGGCAAUACUGGGACCACAUCGACUGGCAGGCAGUCUCUGCUUCCUACUCGCGCAUCGCGAGACAGGGCAUGCGAUGA